AUGUCCUAUGCCCAAGAGUCAAAGAAUCUUCAACUUAAGCUUACUGACGAGCUCAAGGCCGCAAAGGCAAAGAUGGAGGCUGAAGUUGAGCAGAUGAAGGCCAAGACAACUGAGCUUGAGAAGCUCAUGACAGUUGUAUACACAGUUGUGCUCCAUUAUAAAAAUGUCUUCUCAAAAGGCAUUGAACGCCUUGUUCAUGAGGAUAUCACCAGUCCCUACUUCCUCAGCAAUAUUGACCAUCCAAGGCUCGUCCUAACUUCUCCUCCCCUGACCGGCAAGAAUUUUCAAGCAUGGAGAUGCGACUUCAAGAUUUCCAUUGGAGCCAAAAACAAAACAACCUUCCUCACUGGAGCUCUUCCUCAGCUAGGACCAGACGAUCCUCUGCUCAAUUCUUGGCUCCGCUGCAACCAAAUAGUAAUGUCAUGGAUUCUCCACUCUGUUUCUGAAGAAAUCAAAAGCAACACCAUGUAUCUAGACUCAGCUACUGCAAUGUGGAGUGAACUCAAUCAUAUAUUUGAUCAAGGAAAUGGACCAAGAAUAUUCGGAAUGAAUGAAACUCUCAUCACCCUUCACCAAGGCCAUGACUCUGUAAGUGCUUAUUUCACAAAACUGAAGGUCAUUUGGGAUGAAAUUGUUGAACUCCACCCCCGUACACCCUGUACCUGUGCAGCUUUGGCUGAUUCUCUUACUUUUCACAAUCAAUAUCAAGUUUUACAAUUUCUAACUAGUCUAAAUGAGUAUUUCCAUGCUGUUCGAGCGCAAAUAUUGCUCAUUGAUCCCUUCCCAUGCUUGCCCAUAUUAUUCUCUAUGGUUGCUCAAGAAGAAAGACAAUGA
Molecule: messenger RNA, 834 nt
Organism: Humulus lupulus (European hop)
Lineage: Eukaryota; Viridiplantae; Streptophyta; Magnoliopsida; Rosales; Cannabaceae
Exons: 3
Coding region: 1-834 (277 amino acids)
Source: RefSeq, a predicted model, not a curated record